Messenger RNA from Phalacrocorax carbo (great cormorant), 1614 nucleotides. NCBI's taxonomy places the organism in Eukaryota, Metazoa, Chordata, Aves, Suliformes, Phalacrocoracidae. The record is from RefSeq and is a predicted model, not a curated record.
CCGGGGAUGGGGACGCCGGAGAGGGGGCACCAGGGCGGAGGCAUCGGAUCCCCCAGGGUCCUCCGGGGCCGUUACGGGUCCCCCGUUACCGGUAACGGGGCUGUCGGCACCGUGCCGGGAUCUGGGUGCCGGCACAGCCCCGGUGCUUUCCGUCCCGUUCCAGGGCUGAGGGGCACAGGGAGACUAACUGAGGGUUGGGCGAGCCGCUGGACGGACGGACACACACCCCCCAGGCGGGGGAGGGGGUUGCCCAGCCCGCUGGGGGCCGGGACCGGGGGCGGACCAGGGCGGGGGGGGCGGUGCUGCCCGCCCCGGGGGCGGUGGGGUUCCCGGUGGCGGCUCUGACAGCGGAGCGGUCCCAGUGGGCGGUGGAGGCAGCACCGACCGCCCCCUGCCCGGCCAUGUCGGAGCCCGGCGGCCCCGCGGCCGGCGACAAAGCGCCCCGGCUCCAGGACCGCGUCCUGGGCGGGGUGCGCUGGGGCCGCCUCCAGGAACCCCUGGGCUUCGUCAAGGUGCUGGAAUGGCUCUUUGCCAUCUUCGCCUUCGGGGCCUGCGGCUCCUUCAGCGGCGAGACCGGGGCGACAGUGAAAUGUGACAGUGAAACCAAAGAGAUGAGCGUCAUUUCCAUCCAGUUCGGGUACCCCUUCAGGUUAUACCAGAUCCCCUUCGAGAUGCCGGACUGCGAGGGGGAGGCGGAGACCCGCACCCUGCACCUCGUCGGCGAUUUCUCCGCUCCUGCCGAAUUUUUCGUGACCCUGGGGGUCUUCUCCUUCCUCUACACCAUGGCAGCUCUGGUGCUUUACCUGCGCUUUCAUUCCCUCUACGGCGAAAAUAAGAAGCUCCCCAUUGCGGAUUUCUGCAUCACCGUCUGCUUCGCCUUCUUCUGGCUGGUGGCGGCGGCGGCGUGGGGCAAGGGGCUCUCCGAUGUGAAGGCGGCCACGUGGCCCGCCAGCCUCAUCGCCACCAUGGCGGUCUGCCAGGGCCAGGAGGUGGUCUGCAACGCCGGCGCCACGCCGGCCAUGGGGCUGGCCAACAUCUCCGUGACGUGUGCUGGGUUCCUGAGCUCAGCCGGGAGAGGGCAGUGGAAGCAUGCACACAUGCGAUCCAUGGCACCAACUCCCACUGGUCCCACGGGACGUCGGACCAUUCCUGCACCCCCACAGGAUCCCCCCCAGCCACAGGGGACCCCCACAGCCGGGCUCUUCGGCUUCAUCAACUUCCUGCUGUGGGCCGGGAACUGCUGGUUCGUGCUGAAGGAGACGCCGUGGCAGGCGCAGGCUGCGCCCCGCGACAGCGCCGCCGAGCAGGGUGCCAUCGACAAGCAGUAGCCGCCCCCCGGGGGGUCCCACCUGUCCCCCGGGACCUCGCGCCGGCCGCCAGCCCGGGGACGGGGUGUCGCUGGCCCCGGGGUCGGAGACGCGGGGGGUAUGGAUGCUAUAGGGGAGGGAUCAGGGGGCAUUAACCGCUGCUGCCUGGCUGUAUAUAGGGGUCUGCGUAACCCCGGGGGUCCCGUUCUGUAUAGGGGGGCUGUAUGUGUAACCCCGGGGUGUCCACGUCUGUGCGAGGGGCGUAUAAAAGUCCUGGGUACCAGUGCUAUAUAGGGGUGCCUAUAGC